AUUUCCAGGCGCAAAGGCCGCCGGGAGUUGUAGUCCCAGAGCGUCAGUCAACCUCGUCUGACGUACAGGCCCGCUAGGGGGCGGGGACUACGGCCAAUCGGAUUCGGACUUUGCCCCCGUUAUUCCCGCCCCUCUCCCGGCUUGGCCAAUGGGAGGGAAGGGAGGUCGGGGAAGCGGAACUAACGGGCGGAGGGAGCGGCAGGCUGAGGGCCGCGCCGCUGCGGAUGCGCCUGCGCAGGAGCCUGGCCCUCGUGAGGGGCCUCUGCGGGAGGGGGCCAGCCAUGGCCGCGCGGAGAGAUGGCGUCACUUCCGGGACAGAGGGGGAGGGCGAGGGCGGCGACGUCACCGCCGGGAUCAUCAUCAUUGGCGACGAGAUCUUGAAGGGCUACACGCAGGACACGAACUCCUCCUUCAUGUGCAAGGUGCUGCGCUCGCUGGGUGUCCGCGUGGCCAGGAUCUCGGUGGUGCCGGACGACGUGGCGGCCAUCGCAGGGGAGGUCUCCUCCUUCUCCGCCCGGUUCUCUUUCGUCCUGACCUCGGGGGGUGUCGGCCCAACACAUGAUGACGUCACCUUCGAGGCGGUGGCCCAGGCCUUUGGGGAGCGGACCACCCCGCACCCGGAGAUGGAGGCGCUGGUGGAGCGCUUCUUUGGCCGGUCGGAGGCCGCCGGCUCCGGGGCUGCCAAGCUGGCCCGCCUGCCCCCCUCCGCCCUCCUCCACUACGGCGUGGACAAGGCCACCGGCCAGAGGCUGCCCUUCCCGCUGGUCAGCGUCCGCAACGUCUACGUCUUCCCCGGCGUCCCGUCCCUGAUGCGUCGGGCCCUCGAGGGGCUGGGCCACCUCUUCCUCAACAAAGAGACCCGCUUCCGCUCCCGGGAGAUCUACCUGGAUGCCGACGAGGCCCAACUGGCGCCCCUCCUGGACCGCGCCCAGGCCAGCUUUGGGCGGCGCACCAGCCUGGGCUCCUACCCGGACUGGGCCAGCAACUACUUCCGGGUCAAGCUCACCCUGGACUCCGACUCCGAGGCAGACCUGGAGGAGGCCUACGCGCACCUGAUGGAGGCGCUGCCCAAGGAGGCUGUGGUGCCUGUGGUGACCGACCCUGUCUCCCGAGCGGCCGAGGACGUGUCUGCAUUGGCGGAGUCCGGGUCCCCUCUCGGCCAGAAAGUGGCAGCCGCCGUCCGCACCAUCGAGGAGGCCUUGGACCGCUACCCCUUCUCGGGGCUGUGCGUGGGCUUCAACGGGGGCAAGGACUGCACCGCCCUGCUCCACCUCUUCCACGCGGCCGUCCAGAAGAGACACCCGGGGAGGACGGAGAAGCUGAAGGCGCUCUACAUCCGCACCGUCUCCCCUUUCCCGGAGAUGGAGGAGUUCAUCCGAGACACGGCGCAACGGUACAACCUCCAGGUCUGCGACGUCCACGGGAACAUCAGGGAGGCGCUGGGGGACCUGAAGGCCCAGCACCCGGAGCUGGAGGCCGUCCUGAUGGGCACGCGCCGCACGGACCCCUACUCCUGCACCUUGUCGGCCUUCAGCCCCACGGACCCCGGCUGGCCCCCCUACAUGAGGGUCAACCCCCUCCUGGACUGGACCUACCGGGACAUAUGGACCUUCCUCCGCAGCCUCUACGUCCCUUACUGCAUCCUUUACGACAAAGGGUACACGUCCUUGGGGAGCAUGAGCAACACCAAGAAGAACCCUGCCUUGCGCUACACCGACGCCCGCGGGCGAGAGAGCUACCGGCCGGCCUACGAACUGGAGAACGAGGAGGACGAGCGCACCUCCCGCCAUUGACCCCAGCCGCGUGCGCGCCCUCCCCUCCGUUUUGGAAAGAUAAUAAAAGCAGCCAAUGAGUUCUA
This is a messenger RNA of Anolis sagrei ordinatus, 1858 nucleotides long. It is a transcript of the gene FLAD1, whose product is annotated as flavin adenine dinucleotide synthetase 1. Lineage: Eukaryota; Metazoa; Chordata; Lepidosauria; Squamata; Anolidae. Gene Ontology annotation, molecular function: FMN adenylyltransferase activity. Gene Ontology annotation, biological process: FAD biosynthetic process. The record is from RefSeq and is a predicted model, not a curated record.